CCACGUUCCACUUCGACCACGGAUGGUUUCAUUGGCAGAGGACGACGGAAAAUGGAGACUGUCGAUUGCGCCCGGGGUGGAUCUCGAUGCUCGCGCGCUUUCUGCGGCUCUACAAUAAACAGCUCGCAGCUUCUGAGCUGAGCAGCCGUACCAAUCACCGAAACUCGCCAAAGCGGCGAUUCUGUCUGCCCCCAUUCGAGCGAUCAUCUUUAUUGUAACGCAUCCUGUGACGGACAUCGCGGUGUCGUUUGGGCGUGUGCUGAGGCGGGCCACGAGCGUGCGUCCGGACCGGAUGCGAUCUGGACGUUAGCACGCACCCGCCAUGGUAGCUUCUGCGCUCCUGCUCGCGGUCCUCGCCCCCUUCGCGGUCGCCAAGUCGUACCCCGCGCAAUUCUUCGACCCGCUCGUGCCCCAGAAAGUGCUGAAGACCGCCCAGUCGCUGCCGUCGCCCAUCCAGUACCCACAGUACACGGGCAUCACGAGCAACACCGGCGUCUGGCAGCUGUUCUCGCCGAAUACAUGGACGAGCGCGUUCUUCCCGGCGACGAUGUACGCGCUGAACACGCGCAAGACGCUCUGUGGCGCGACAGCUGCCAACGGGCUGGGCGCGGCGGAUUGGCUCGGCUGGGGCCGCUCGCUGAGCAACGGUCUCAUUCCGCUGGAGCAGUCCAACGGCGUCGGCCAUGAUGUUGGCUUCCUCAGCUUCCCCUUCGUCGAGGAGUUGGCCAUAAACCCGACGAACCAGACGGCCAUAGCUGCCGUGAACAAGUUUGCCGCCGACCUAGCCGCGAGAUUCAAUCCAGUUGUCGGCUGUACGCGGAGCUGGGACACAUCGGAUCCUACGCUGUUCCAAGUGAUUAUCGACAACAUGAUGAAUCUGGAGGUGCUCUGGGUCUCGUAUAAGCUCACGGGAAACGCGACGCUCCGCCACAUCGCCGAGACGCACGCCAAUACGACCAUGAAGAACCACAUCCGGCCUGACGGCGGCACCUGGCACGUGAUUGAGUACAAUGCCACGACGGGCGCCGUGGUGGCGAAGAUUACGUCGCAGGGAUUCUCGAACAACAGUACCUGGAGUCGCGGUCAGGCGUGGGGUGUUUACGGAUUUGCGAACAUGUACAAACACACCGGCUACCCUGCCUAUCUCGACACCGCGCGUAAGCUCGCCAACUACUACCUCACCAAUCUGCCUGCUGAUGGCAUCGUUCCUUGGGACUUCAAUGCUCCGUUGACCCCGGCUCCGAGACCAUCAGAUUCGUCUGCUGCGACUGUCGUGGCAACAGGACUUAUCCUUCUUGCCUCCGUGGAAACACCCGACAACGUAGACAAGUGGAGGAACUUGGCGAUGACGAUUCUGAACAACAUUACUGCCCUCGCCUGGAAACCGUCGUGGCAAUCUCUUCUGUCGAAUGGCACCGUCAAUUGGCCGGCGCAUAAUCUGCUCACAGGGAUUGUCUACGGAGACUACUAUUUUAUCAAAGGGGCCGGCAUCUCCGGUAUCAGCUUAGCACACGAUGUGCAAGAGACGGGCGAGAAGCUCGACCUGACGAUCUACGAGAUGGCCUCGGACGUGGGGGGCACCUGGCUGUGGAACCGAUACCCAGGGAUCCGCUGCGACAUCCCGUCGGUGAACUACCAGAUGCACUGGUGUCCGAACCCGGACUGGUCCGAGUACUACUCGACGGGGGACGAGAUCCAGCGCUAUUACAAGAGCCUCGUCGAUAGAUUCGAGCUCUGGAAAUACAUCCACCUUCAACACGAGGUGACACACGCGGAAUGGGACGACGGCGCGAAGAAGUGGAAGCUGCGCAUCCGAGGGCCAGAUCAGCAUGAGUUCGAGGACGAGUGCGAUGUGUUCCUAAACGGGGGCGGUGUUCUCAACGUCUGGAAGUGGCCCUCGAUCGAAGGACUGCACUCCUUCAAAGGCACCUUGUGCCACACUGCGCGCUGGCCCGAGAACCUCUCGCUCAAGGACAAGCGCGUGGCGGUGAUUGGAUCGGGGUCCUCAGGGAUCCAGGUGCUGGCGGCGAUCCAGCCAGAGGUGAAGCAGCUGUACCAUUGGAUCCGCUCGCCCACUUGGAUCACGGGGGCAUUUGCCCCGCAGUUCGCCGGACCUGGCGGCGUCAACUUCAAAUACUCUGAAGAGCAGAAAGAGAGGUUCCGGAACGAUCCAGAGCAUGCCCUGAAAUACCGGAAGAUGAUAGAAUCUGAGCUCAACGAACGAUUCAAGUUCAUCGUCCAGGGCACGCCAGAACAACUAGCAUCUUUGGAGUUCGGCAACCGGGAUAUGCGAGAACGACUCAAGCAAGACGAGCGGCUGAUUGACGCCAUUGUGCCGAAGGAUUUCGCCGUAGGAUGUCGUCGGCCAACGCCAGGGAACGGAUAUCUCGAGGCUUUGCUCGAGCCGAACGUUCAGGUCUACACGGAGAUGUUCCAGCGCAUCACCGAGAAGGGCUUCAUCGACGCACAAGGGAACGAAGUGGAGGUGGAUGUGAUUGUCUGUGCGACUGGCUUCGACACAAGCUUCAAGCCCCGCUUCCCGAUUGUCGCGCAUGGCGUGAACAUCCAGGAUCUGUGGAAGGAGUAUCCCGUCGACAGUUACCUGUCCGUUGCAGUCAAAAACUUUCCAAACUACUUCAUGUACUACGGCCCUCACGGCCCCACCGCCCAUGGCUCCGGUGCUCCAGUGAUCCACGCCUACACGACCAUGUUCCUCAAGAUCAUCAAGAAACUCCAGAUGGAGAACAUCACUGCGAUCAAGAUCAAGGACAAAGCGGCCGACGAUUUCAACGAGCACCGGGAGCUGUAUGUCAAGCGGACGGCGUGGGUCGGUAACUGCUCCUCGUGGUUCAGACUGCACAAGGAUGCUGCUCCGAUGCUCUUCCCCGGGAACCGUGUACUUUUCAUGGAGCUGCUGUACAACAUCCGGUGGGAGGACUGGGACUACGAAUAUGGCUAUGCCGGGAACAGAUUCGGAUACCUGGGUACUGGAUUCACUCAGCGGGAAACCGACGGCCGAGACACUACGUUCUAUUAUGGAGUGAUGGACGGGAGAGACGAGCAGCCCGACUACGCGGAUAUUCGUCCAUUGUACGCAUGGAGGUAAGUAGCGGGAGGAAGGGGACCGGGAGUUACCGUGGAGCCAUCAGUGGUCCGGCAACGCCCAACGUCUAAUCGCAGCCAAGGUUCAUAUCGAGCACAAGUGAUUUUCCCUUCCGCUUUGAACCCGUCGAAGGCGCGCAAUACAGCUACGCUCUAGCGCACACGAUUAAAUGCAUAGACUACAUGGAAUGUGAUACAGAUUAGGCUCACAUGUGUUACUAUUUCAUGCAAACACCGCACCCUCGCUCGUGUUCUGUCUUUCACGCAAUCCACUGCAGAAAAAGCAGGGAUGCUGGCUCUGUUUCAUAUUUCGGAGUCAUUUUGCCGCCCCGUGCUCUUGCGAAAAUGUGAACAACGAGAAAGAACGUACGAUGCCAGAGGUGGCGUGAGGAUGCAUUGUGUCGCCCGCAUCGUCGAUGGGUUGGCAAACAAGUCAGUCCAGAGCCAAUUGCGAUGCAGGCAAAACGGGUCGUGGAGCUGCUCAAGAUGGAGGAAAUUCUUGAAUAUGAUGAGACCUGAAAAUGAGCAGCUUUCGCAUCCGCAUCGGUGUCGUAGAUCGCACAGCCCUUGAGGUGAGCUACGCAUGCAGGGUAUCUCUUAAUCUUCUGUACGAUUCUAUAAAAGCCGGUUUCGACAAGUAAAGCAAUGGAAACGUACCGCUAGAGCUUGCAUCUCACACCAUCUCGUCCGCGGAAAAGGUCCAGAGCACUUGGCGCAUUUCCGAACCGAUUUUUCGUCUGAUGACCCAUACGCUUUGCUGGAGCUGCAUCUCCCGCUCGGUCCGCCUAUGCAUUUCAGAGAAGCACGCAAGGAGAGCCAGCACCUGCCAGUACUCGUGUGACAAAAGGAUAUGAACUUUGGUUCAGUAGCAAAUCCACUUGGCACUUGGAAUAGACAGGUCUUAUUGGGUCGGCAGGUUCCACAAACAAGCUUAAUGAUGAACAUAGUUCCAGGAGACUUGG
This is a messenger RNA of Mycena citricolor, 4064 nucleotides long. The record is from the annotation of a GenBank genome assembly. Lineage: Eukaryota; Fungi; Basidiomycota; Agaricomycetes; Agaricales; Mycenaceae.